AUGUUUACAUUAUUCAGUAUCAGUCUUACAACAACGUGACUAUGAGAAAAUCACAAUCACACAUCUGGUCGUUUUUAAACAUGUUUCGUCGUCAAAAUUCGGUGAAUUGAGAGUUAAAAUGUAGGUACGAUGUAACGAACAACGUGUUUUUGUAACUGAAGAUCUACUACCAAAGUAGGAUCCAUCAACAGCAACAUCAGCAAUCAGCAUAAUAAAUAUCAAAGGCUGGAAAAAUGCUCGCAGAAAAGGAGUCUUCGAAUUCGAUAUGGUUCUCGAAACGAUUCGUGGUGGCCAGCGUAUUGUUUCUGUGUUUCGCUAAUUCUAUGAUGCUGCAACACAAUAUGAAUAUUGCUGUAGUCGAGAUGACAUCGAAUAAAACUGUCACCACUGAUGGGGAUGUCACUGUGAUUCAAAUGGCUGAAUUCGAUUGGGAUACAAUAACCAUCGGUACGGUUUCCAGCAUCCUUAUGUAUGGCGGUUUAUUUGCAUUUUUCGUUGGCUAUUUCGUUGACAAAUUUGGAGGCUCGAGCACCUGUGCUAUUAGCAUGAUGAUAUGCGGCGUUUUGACCAUAAUUCAUCCAGCCAUAUUAUACCUAGAUUACUAUGCAUUUUUGGCGUGUCGUUUUGCAACCGGAUUUUUUCUGAAUUUGUUUUACGCCAGCACUUCGGAAAUAUACUCCAGAUGGUAUCCAAAAAAAGAACGAUCUACUUUGAUAACAAUCGGUUACAAUGGAUUAAAUGCUGGUGUAGCGAUUGCACUGCCUUUAUUUGGAUACAUAGCAAAUGAAUGGAAAUGGCCAAUGGUAUUCUACUUCUCAGGUGCUUUAUCCAUAUUUAUUUCAUUAAUUUGUCUGAUUAUCGUGAAGAAUCGACCUUCUGAAGACGAAUGGAUUUCCAAAGCAGAACAGUCCUACAUAUUAGAUGAGACUGACGAUGCUUCGCGAACAGAAGUAUCACAUCCAUAUAUGAAAAUUCUCUUAUCAGGACCAGUUCUCGCAGUUUGUAUUGGCAAGUUCACGUUAAAUUGGAUAAAUACGAUUCUCACUUCCAGUCUGCCUUUGUACGUGAAAGACUUGACAGACAAAAGCACCGAUGAAGUUGGUUUGAUCUCUUCCAUUCCUACAGUUGCCCUUAUCUUUAUGUUUCCUAUUAUUGGUGCGCUUUUGGAUAAAUGGAAAAACAACACCUCAAUUCAGUUGACUUUGAUGCAUAAAAUAUCCAUCAGUGUUGCUUACCUCACAGCUAGUCUACUUUUCAUAGCAACUGCUCUCUUGAACAAUUUUACAACGUCGAUAAUUUUCUUCGUAUUCAUCCAAAUAAUCACGUCGAUUGCCCCAGCAGUAUUGGAGCCAAACAUCGUUGCCAUUUCUUCCAAAGAUUCCAGCGUGAUUGCCGGAUUGAGUAAAUUUUUGUGCUGUACAGCUGUCAUAGUUUCCAGAACUUGUGUUGGGUUCUUGACAAUAAAUCAUAGCUCCCAAGAAUGGAAUAAUUGUUUCUUUUUGACCGCUUGCGUUUUAAUUUUCGGUACAGUGAUAUUUAUUGUGUUCGGAUCGAGUGAAGCUCAACCAUGGUCUUCGUCUUCGACACCGGUCAUAGAUCAAGAACGAGCUCGAUUAGUGAAAAAAAUUCAGUAUAGAAGAAAAUAUUUUACUUGAGCUGAUUUCAGUUACCUACCUUUCCACUCGAAUGUUUAUCGAUAAUACCUACCUACUUAUUAAAAUCGUUCCUUCGUUU
Messenger RNA from Planococcus citri (citrus mealybug), 1734 nucleotides. Its product is annotated as vesicular glutamate transporter 3-like. Gene Ontology annotation, molecular function: transmembrane transporter activity. The record is from RefSeq and is a predicted model, not a curated record. Gene Ontology annotation, cellular component: membrane. Gene Ontology annotation, biological process: monoatomic anion transport; transmembrane transport. The transcript is spliced from 9 exons. The coding region runs from base 234 to 1655 and encodes 473 amino acids. NCBI's taxonomy places the organism in Eukaryota, Metazoa, Arthropoda, Insecta, Hemiptera, Pseudococcidae.